Messenger RNA from Lindgomyces ingoldianus, 219 nucleotides. RefSeq lists its product as uncharacterized. The transcript has 3 exons. The record is from RefSeq and is a predicted model, not a curated record. The coding region runs from base 1 to 219 and encodes 72 amino acids. Lineage: Eukaryota; Fungi; Ascomycota; Dothideomycetes; Pleosporales; Lindgomycetaceae.
AUGGUUCAAGGAAACCAAAAAGGCCCAGAAGAUAAGGACCAACAUUCCGAACGUUGUUUUACGGUUACCUUGUUCGCGAUUCUCUGGGCGUCUCUGGCAAUGCUUAUCCGUAAUGAGACGAGCAAACUGUGGGGAAGUUGGCGCAAACGCCGUCAACACCACUUCAGUUCACUGCACGACUCGGAAAUACGAAAAGAAUUUGACAAGCCAUUACGUUGA